CAUGGCCACGGCUCUCUCCUCCACGCCGGCCAGCGGGAGCCGCUCCCUCAGCCGUGUUGUCGCCGCCGCCGCCUCGCCGCUGAGCCCGACGCGGCUGAGCCGGCUGCAGGAGAAGGAGGAGCUGCGGCAGCUCAACGACCGCCUGGCCGCCUACAUCGAGCGGGUGCGGGCGCUGGAGGCCGACAAGUCGGUGCUGCAGCAGCGGCUAGCCGAGCAGGAGGCGGGCAGCGACCGGGAGCUGGGCAGCCUGAGGCUCCGCUACGAGACGGAGCUGGCCGACGCCCGCCGGGCGCUGGACGACAUCGCCAUGGAGCGGGCCACGCUGCAGGUGGAGCUGGGCAAGAUCAGCGAGGAGCACCGGCAGCUGCACAGCAGGAAUUCAAAAAAAGAAGCUGAUUUAAACCUGGCACAGGCUCGUAUGAGAGACCUUGAUGCUCAGCUGAAUGCAAAGGAAGCUGACUUAGCAACAGCUUUGAAUGAGAACCGAAGUUUGGAGAAUGACCUUCGUGAAUUAAAGGAUCAAGUAGUCACUCUGCAGCUGUCACUGGAAGACACGAAAAAGCAUCUCCACAGUGAAAUGUUGAGGAGGGUGGACCUGGAAAAUCAUAUGAAAACUUUGCAGGAACAAAUGACGUUCCAGAAGCGUCUUCAUGAAGAUGAGCUCAAGGAGACAAAAAGAGUCCAUGAGAGCAGGAUAGCAGAAAUAGAAGCUGGCCGUCAGAGAGAAUUUGAGAGUAAGCUCUCAGAUGCUCUGCAGGGGCUCAGAAAACAACAUGAAGAACAAAUUCAAGGAUACAAAGAGGAGCUGGAGCGAACAUUCAGUGCAAAAAUGGAGAAUGCCCAGCUAUCUGCAGCAAGACAAAGUGACUUUGCCAAUGCUGCUCGGGAGGAGCUGAUGGAAACAAAGCUGAGAGUUGAUACUCUGACAUCUCAAGUUAAUCAAUAUCAAAGCCAGAAUGUUGCUUUGGAGAACAGAAUAAGGGAGCUACAGGACACACUGGAUUAUGAUCGUGAUCUCCAUCGAAGGCGUAUGGCUGAAAAAGAGAAAGAAAUGGCACAAGCCCAGCAGCAGGCACAAGCACAGUUGGAAGAAUAUGAGCAUCUCCUAGAUGUGAAACUGGCUCUAGAUCUGGAAAUAAAUGCCUACAGAAAGAUGCUGGAAGGAGAGGAACAGAGGCUAAAGCUGUCACCCAGUCCAUCUUCACACAGCAUUGCAACUCAAGCAACAAGUCAAGGGCGGCGGUUCCUGCAUGGGAAGAAAAGGAAAAUGAAAGAAGCCAAAAAGAAAGGGCAUAGCGCUGGAUUUAAGACUGUUCAGCAUGCUUCAUCUUCUGGAAAUGUAUCUAUUGAAGAAAUCGAUGCAGAUGGGAAAUUUGUCAGGCUUAAAAACAACUCUGACGAGGAUCAGCCUCUACAUGGAUGGGUGUUAAGACGACAUCUUGGAAGCGUGUCAGAUGUAACAUACAAAUUUCCUUCACAGUUCACUCUUCAGGCAGGCCAAGUAGUAACAAUCUGGGGUGCAGCUGCUGGUGUAAGCCCAGGUCCUAGUGAUCUGGUCUGGAAGUCACAGAAGUCUUGGGGAACUGGGGAUAAUAUUGGUGUUACACUCAUCACAGAUGAUGGAGAGGAACUUGCAGAGAGGAAGAUAAUGCAUGUACCCAGAGGAGAAGAAAGUGGUGAGCAAGAUGAUGACUAUGAAGAAAUAACUGGAAGUGAAAUUGAGUUUCCAUCUCGGCAACUUUACAAUACAGUUGUGUGCCAUUUAUGCAAAAUGAGGAUCCUAGCUGUUCUAUCAUGUAAUGUGGACAGAGAUGAUCAUCUGAAAACACUUCUCAGUCCCAGGUGACAUAGACUAUGUAUGUGUUGAUCUCUUCUGCAAUAUCUGAAACUUGGAAUUCACAUCUCCCAUCUGACCUCUUUGUAAGAAACACUGUCCAUAACAUGAUGAAACUUCCUACCUUCUGAUACUGGACCCUCUCCUUGGAUUCACUGAUAUAAAGACCAGUAGAAUACAAGCUCCAUGUGAAGUUACUUUUACUGUAACAGAAGGAUCUGGUUUCUAUGACCUGCUGAAACAGAGAAGGGCACAGAGUUUACAAAGCUUCUAAACAUAUGCCCUAGAAGGAUGCUAAAUACUUGACAAUGAGCAUGAGGCUGCCUCAGCUUUCUCAAUAUUCUGAUAUGGUGUUUCUACAAAGGUAACUUCUGUUUCAAGCCUGAGCGGGGAACUACAUGGGCCAGAUCACACCCUAGCUUGUACCUUGAGCAAGUCUGAACUUGGCUGAAGUAAAACACUAUCCUGAACAGUGCUGAGUGUCUGCAAUGUUUCCUGCUCAGAUCCUGAUGCUGAAAUAUAUGAAACUGGUCUAGAGCACUUGCUAGAGAACUUUACCUAGAGUGAAACAUUUUAAAAUUAAAAGCAAGUUGUAAAAAUAUUCUUGUCUGUUAUUAAAUGUACUGUUUCCAUAUUCUAGCACCUGGAAAUCGACCAGUUUCAGUAUUGUAUAUUCCUAGAUACAGUAUAUCACAGCAUAGCUGUGUCAACCUUAACUUGGACAGCUGUAUCCUGUAAAUGUGAAAAAGCAUCUCAUUCCAACAGAAAAGGUACUGUAACUAGCAAUAUUAGCACUCUGUUUGAAUGGUCCCAACAAGCCAGCUUUCUAAGGGGCUAGGAAAAAAAAAAUGCUGAAACAGAAAUCAAAACUAGAAAGUACCAACUAUAGUAAAAGGUGCAUCAAAAAUACCUGCUCUUAGAGUCCUUAUGUACUAAACCUCCAUGCGGUCUGCAGUACUGAUGGGUGUAUGUCAGUGGGGCAGUUGGGGAAUGCUGUCUAGUGGCCAGUAUGUAAUUUACUGUAACUCUAAUAGGUCAGGCUUUACAUGGACUACAGAGCUAUAACGCUCAAACUAUGCAGCUGGCCUCUGGGGCUACUGCAUUCAAUUACUCUUAGCCUCUUUUUACUAAAAUGCUUACCUGCUGGCUCUAUGGUAAAGAAAGGGCCUUGAUGAGCCACAUAAAGUACACUUCUAUUUAAGAGCAUGAGGGGAGGGGAGCAGCUGCAAUUUCCAGCAUUUGGAGAAAUCUGCAUAGUUUUUUGAUUGCCUCUUACCUUGCCAAAGUAUUCAGUUCUGAAUUUUAAGACCUGUUCUGUGUUAGGAUGCAGUUGUUAAGGUGAGGCUUCCCUUACACUAGCUAAAACUCUCUUAAAUUAUUUAAAAAUUUUAGUUUUGAGACAUCAAGAGUAGAUGCUGGUUUAACACUUGCAUUUUAGCAGAUCUGAAUUCUGGUUGUACCUCAUGGCCCACAUAGAAAUAGAUGCUGCUAUAACCUUGCUAUAUUUAUCUUGAUUUCUUAAACUUUUUUAACUAUUAAAGAUAUUUUUCAUGUAUAUAAAAGUAGUCUUGGACUUUAAUAUUUGCAGGUUAAAUAAAGUUCUGUUUGUUCAUUGAUCUUAUUUGAAUGGCUCAAAAGACUGUGAAGUGAUAAAACUGGUGAGUUUAGGGAAGAUGCCCUGCAGACUGAAAAAACCUUCAGAAAGUGUGCUGCCCUGUUUGUAUUUAUCACUCAGUUCUUCAAAUAAAGCUAAACUGCUAUGAACUUGA
This is a messenger RNA of Gymnogyps californianus (California condor), 3603 nucleotides long. RefSeq names its product lamin-L(III)-like. The coding region runs from base 2 to 1846 and encodes 614 amino acids. The transcript has 12 exons. NCBI's taxonomy places the organism in Eukaryota, Metazoa, Chordata, Aves, Accipitriformes, Cathartidae. The record is from RefSeq and is a predicted model, not a curated record.